AUGGACGGCGCCGCUGCCUCUGCUGCGUCCUCCGCCGGAGCUCACCUUCGGUUGCCGUCUCCAGCCUUGCUCCCGCGAAGCCUGGUUCCAGAAAUCUUCAAAUUCGCCUCCGCCGCGGCGCCUCUCAGGAUUGCGGCAUCACCCUGUGGUGUACCGCUUAGGCCGCCCGGUCUCCGCGCUCCAUGUUGUCUGCCGGACCCAAUCCGGGGCGAGGGUACCGCUCAGAAGAUCGGCGUUUUAAUCGAAGUGGAAGGGUGAGCUGCGGCUGCACUUCGUUUAGCAGCUCUGUUCCUGCUCGUAACUUGUUUCUGUCUGGUGGUGUUUGCUUCUCUGGAUAAGUUUGGGUUUAUUGAGUUUGUUUUGAGUUGUAUAUUUUAAAAUUUUAUGUGUAUUUUUUUGCAUGUUGUCUCAUCUGGCUAAACACCUAACACCUGCAUAGUUUUAGAUAUGGACUAAAUCAAACCGUGCAGCUCCACAGCUUCUACCCGUAAUCUUAAAAAAUUAGCGAAUAGUUUUUUAAUCAUCGUUUGUCGUCUUAUAUAGACUAAUAUAGUAUUUUCUCUUUCAAUGUGGAAGGUAAGAGUCACAGACUUAUGAUCAUCCAUGUGCACGUGAAUAUCCUAUAUACUAGUUCAGUAAUGACAAAGUUACGAAUUUUGUACUAAUUGAUGCGGCGCAAGCGAAAUUAUUAUAUCGAAUUUUUACAUUGUUUGAUCAAUUUUAUGUUAUCUCAUCAUCUGUCAACUCGGUGCUAUCUCUAUUGGUUUAUUGAAUUUCUUGCUGAAGUGUCCUCCAUGUCCCUUGUCUAAGUAAAUUUUAUUAACAGUCGAAAUAUUUUGAGCCUCAACUUCCUGUAUUAUGAUGUGCUUAACGAAAAUAUAUAAUUUCUAGUUAUCAAGAUGUUCCCAUGAUGAAAACUUCCACUUGUUUUGAUGUCUUAUCUUUGUUAUGAUGUGUUUAAUGUUAUGUUCCUUCUGCGUGCUUCUUCUGCCAGCUGCAUGUCAUUGAUACGCCCGCAGGUGCCCUAGAAGAUGAUAUUACUCCGAAAAUAUUUCAAACAACAUUUCAAUAAUUAAUGUGCUUAACGUAUUCAUCUUACUAAUGAAAAAUCUUCCGCCUUCAGGGUCCUUGCUGAUGUGUACCGCUUUGGUAAUCGCCAAGCUUUCAAUGUAGGUGCGUUUUACAUAACAGUGCCAGAGCUAAUGCUCCCAAGAAAUGUUCUCUUUACUAUAUAGAGGUAUUCAGUUUUGUUAUCUUAUAAUUAUGAGACAUUUUCCUGUGAGGUUGGGACAUUUAUCCAAAAGCUGUAACUUUCAGUGCAAUCGUUUGCUUUCAUGGAUGCAUAUUCUGCUCCUUGGUUCUGAGUCUUUUGUUUCUUUGCUCUUUUUUGUUUCCCUUACAGCCUUUCAAAAACUUGGGCUUGAUUGUGCAAAUUGGACAGAACCAAUAUACUUGGACCUUACAAGGUUGACAAUUAUGUGCUCUGUGUGCUUCAUUCAGCCUUGAAAUAUCUCCACAGUCUUCUAUCCAAUGACUUCGUCAAAAUCUAUUUACCGUUGCCUGCUUAUGUUUCUACAUUCUUUGUUUUGAUACUCCAUGGCACCCUAUUCAUGGGACUGGUAGUCAUGUGUACAUCUUCUUUUCUAUUGCUCAAAAUUGUUGAUAAUUUUCUCAGGAAGGCAGCUGGAGACGAGGAACGAAUGCUUACAUUGUUCUUCAGCAGAGUACGUAUUCUCUCGAUUUUAAUCCUAGGAUAAUAGCUUGUUGCUGGCAUAUGCAUGCUGAAACUAUGAUGGUAACCUGACGGGGAAAUCCUCACCCUUAAAUGGAAUUUCACGUGUCUCAUAUGUUCUUACCCAAUGUUUUAAAGCCAUCAUGAUCAUGCUCUAGAUUAUAUAUGUGCACUCUUUCAAUUUGGCCACUCCUAUACUAAAACAAUAGUAUCUGUUGAACGCAUGCUUGUCCAGAUUGUUUUUGUGAAAAUAGUGAUUUCUCUAUUAAAUAACGAAGGAAAUGAUUGGAACAAUACACUGGACUGCAGCUCAAUUAUACAAAGAAUUAUUUGUCCUUCAGUUUGUAAAUAUAAUAAACUUUCAUCUAAACUUUUUAAUCAACUGGUAAAAUGAUAGAAAAGUGGACUGAAUUAAAACUCGUCUAAGAACAAAAAGCAUUACGUAUUAGAGUGAAUUUUAAUCCUUUUAUAUUGAAAAGUAUUGUGGGGAUAUGCUAUGCGUGUAAUGUCUGAAUUGUUCCAACUUGAGAAUGAGAUUUCCACUAUUAUGAUUCAAAUAAAUGCCUUGAAUCUUUUCCAGGCUUCAGAAAGAAUUCCCUGCUUCUUUGAAGACAUGGAGGACCUUUGAGUUAGUCUGACAGCCAUCCAGCCCUUCUGAUAUAAACUAUAAAACCAGAAGCAAAAAUAUGUCGUCUUUCAUACACCUGAACAGUAAUAAAAGGAAAAAACUAAUGUCGUCUUGUUUUCCCAGCAUAAUGUUUAGUGGUCAGAGUUUCCUCCCUACUAUUUUGAUACCUGGAGAAAAAAGGUUCUCACAAGUAGACAAGAGUGCUUGGUGACUAGCUUGUGGUGCUUAUGAUUAAAUUCUAGCUAUGCUUGUUUCUUAUAAUUAGUUCCAUCCUCGCAGGAAAAAUAGAAAUUAUUCAGGUUACUUCAGGAAAAAUAGAAAAUGGAUUGUGGUGUAUGCAUAUUUAUCAGAAAAUAUGCAGUAGCUUAUUUCCAUCCAUUUUGAAGUCAAGUUGUUUUCAUGGUCGGAUUUUUUAAAGGAAGAGAGAAUCUUGGAGAGUAGGUACAGUAUACGACGAGCUUUCUGAAGAAUGCUGCUUUAAUAUGAAAUCAGUCAUUAUUUACCUUUUUACAUUCAUUUAUGUCUUCAUGUUACAGAUUGGCUGGCCUACUUCAUUGCCUACCAAUGAGAAAGUUGCAUUUUUGAAACGAAUUCUUCGUGAAAAGGUAACUCUUCCUAAAUUCUCUCAGGGUGCAUCUUUGUUUUUUGCUUUUUUAAAAAAUCUUAUGAGGGCCCCCGAAUGAAGUUGACUUAUUUUUGGUUAUCAGGGAAAAUCUAAUAUUUAAAAAAUCAGAAAAUUAACCUGGGGCGUUGAGAUGCUUCUUCACCAUAGAUUAUUCUUAGAUUUCUUAAUUUCUCUACUUUCUUCAUGGUUUCGUGCCUUACCACAUCUAAUAAUAUUUAUCCAUGGAGGCAGCUUGAAAUACUUCAAAGACAAGGAAAAUGACAUGCUGCUUCUGCUAGUAUUUUCCAUGAGACUAAAAUCGUGGGUUCCUCUUCUGCUUUUGUGUGUUCUGGUAUCCCAUAUUUUAACAUAAUUUGACUGCAUUUUAGCUUCCAUGGAAUAAUUCAAACUAUUUGGUGAUACUGCGUGGUAUAAAUUUCCCAGAAAUCUAUAAGUGACCGUAUCCAAAAUACGAUCUUGGUUUCUUCUGAGGUGACCAAAAGCAAAUUUUUGCCUUUGACAAUACGUAUAGUAUGCAUCAUUAAUCACUCAAUGCUGAUUUUUUGAUUGGUUUGGUAAAUACUUAUGAUAUUGUCCAGUAUUUACAUCACAUAGAAGGAAACACAAAAGAAACCUUGUAUCUCAUUUUCCCAAGUGAGCUUUAGUUUAGGUCAUCCCGUUUGAGUUCUUUUGCUCAUAAAAUUUGCAGAAUGGCUAAUUUCACUACCGUUAAAUAAUCCAUUGCUUUGGGACCUGCUAGGAUCCCUCUAUUAGUAAUCAUCUUUUUUAUAAUGCUUUACUGUACUGUAAGUUUCAAAACAAUAUUGAUGACAAGUUUUGCUGAAUUCCAGAGCAACGCAUUGGAUUCGUAUGUUGUCUCUGGCAAUUUACCUCUACGACCUGGAGUUGAGAAGUAAGUCCUUUGUUAAUUUUCAGGGGUGGACUUGAAAUUGCUUCAUUAGAUGAAUGAACUUCACAAAAAAAUCCAUGGUUUUAUUUGUUAAAACACAUUUACAUUAUUUUCAUCCUUUUAGUACUAAAAUUUCCAUUGUUCUACUCGUGUGCUACAGUUUCAAACCUUUUGCUUAAUCAUUUUUAUCAAUCCUAUUUGUUGUAUGGUUGCUUGUUUUCUGGUACGUGGCAUGUACAUAUGAUACUACUGUUUGUGGUAAAUGUGCCAAUCAUCCACCGUUCCCAGAGAUGCUUUUGUUCCACAGAAAAUAAAAUCCGACGCUUGACUAUACAAUGGUGAUGGAUUGCUCCCGAUUUUAUCAAAUUUUACCUGCAAGCGAUUUAUUCCCAAGGAUCAUUGCCCUUUUUUCAUCCAGACUCGCUUUUCAGAUAGGAGUGCUAUGACUUCAGCAAAAUGACUUUUGACCUGCUGGUUGGAAUAUGUCCUUCCUUUUUGUCUGUCUAACUGGUUUUAUUGGGAUGCAAUGCUUUAGUUUUCUGGAACAUCUUCAAUUACUUCAAUUGUUUCUUAUGUCCAACCUAUAAGUUCCUCCGACAGUUUUUAGCCAUUGCUGAUGCCAUCUCAGAGGUUAGGUAUCGCUCCCAUUGAUUCUGUUGUGACAUUGCAUCUAUCCAAAUUAAUAGAUAAUGUUUUUCCUGCAAUAAACUCACGAGUUAUCUGUAAGAAGUUGGGAGGCCUUCCUUCGGGUCACAAUUUAACAUUUAAAGGAAAGAAGUAAUGUUUAAAGCUUCCCAAUUUUCGAGAUUGAGUAUGAUCGAUUAUCUUAAAUAUCCGGAGCAUUCUUCAACAUUAUCAGACUCUUUAGUUUCUUUUUUAUACUUGAAUUUCAUGAUGCAUUUGAUAUUUUUUAUCUGCAGUUUUGUUGAUGAUGCACUUAAUGAAGGCAUACCCGUAAUUAUGCUCACAGCCUGCAGUAAAAGCGGGGACAAAUUGUCAAGGUUUGUUUAGUGGUUCUUUUUUCUUUUGAAUGAUGGAUAAUCGUCAGUGACAUGGAUUUAGAUAUUCACUUUCUUCAAACUCGAAUAUCUUAUUAUCCGUCUCAGUUUUAAUGGCCCAGUGGUGCAUAAAACUAUGUCUAUGCCCUUUUCGUCUUAGAUUGCUAUCCAAAAUCCAGUCACCAUGUUGACCCCAUUAAUUCGAUUUUGCUACAUUAUCUAUAUUCUCAUUAUGUUAUCCACAGGCAAUAUUUCUUUCCUUCUUUCCUUUGGCAAUGAAGUCAUGAUAUCUCUGUAUUUUUUUUCCAUUAUUUCUAAUAGGCUGGUUUAUUAUAUCUUCUUCUAUGCUUCCCUUGAAAGAAAUACCUUCUAUAUGUUGUUUUGUUUCUUUUUCUUUUGAAAAUUAGGCGCUGUAAUGUGUUCUCAUUUGAAAUAAAACUUCAAACAUUCCAUUAGGUUUCUCGUUGAAAAGCUUGGAUGGGACCGAAUAUCAAAAAUUAAGAUAGUUGGAAAGAAAGAAGUGGAAGGAAGUUUAUAUGGUCAACUUGUUCUAGGAAAAGGAACAACUUCUACUUUAGAUGAACAGCUUGCAAAGGAGGCCCGAAAAGCAGGUUGACUAUGAAACCUUCCUUGUAACUACUAUUGUGUUUUCGUACUCCAGCGAGAAUUGGUUCUUGUUAGAUGUUUCUAAUUGGUUUUUCUGCUUUAUGCUCACAACAGUAUCCAUGGAAAAACAGAGAGUAGCGGAGGAGGUCGCUUCUGCUCUCAAAAUCAGUGUUGACAUCGAUACCAGUUUGCCAGAAAGGUAGCAGUUUUUUUCCAUUUUUACGUUUUGGAGGGCAUUGUGACUUCUUGUUCAUCAUUUAUCAACUUUGUGAAUUUUGUCAUUAACUGCGCCUACCUACCUAUUCAUAUGGAAGCUUUGUGACUCAGUCUUCUGUGCCUCAAUCACCAUCGCGAAGUUGUUCCAACGUGUAUGAUCUGGAAUGGGCGCUCUACUAUUUCAUGUCAUUAGAGGCUUUUAUCCACUUUGAAUGAAAACACGCCAUCCGCUCAAUGAAAGGCAGAGGAUAUCUACCUGAUAAGACGACUUUUAAGAAAAAUGAUCUGGCAAGUUUUUCUUGUAUAGUUGAUCAGACCGCAUAAAGCUCAAGAAAACGAGUCAACUCGACCCAUCUCACCCUUCUCAGAUAAUGUUCAAGUCCACAUCGUUGGUUGUUCAACUCGGCCCAUGCAUAUCCUUAUGUUGUGUUGAUGUCUGAUAAUUUAUAUUGUCCAUGUUUUGAUGAGGGGAAAACAUCCCAAAGAUUAUAUCCGAACUUGGUCGAGCAAUCAAGUGGAGGAGGGUUCACUGUCCUUCCUCUCGUUCUAGCAUGUUCGAUGCAUCAAGGUACCAAUUCUAGCUGAUUACCUCUCAAGCUACUGGUUAUGGGUGAGUCACGAAAAGUCUUGGAACGACUUUAGGGACUCCUUCCACUUGGCAAAAGAAGGCGUUGUUCUUUUCCCCAACGUCAGCUUGCUUAUUUCAAUGUUAUCAUUGCCCAAAGUAGCUUGGGGCUAGUCCCAGCCUAGAGUUUCUAUGAUUCUUCUUCCCUUCUCGUUUCUAUCUACCAAAUGAGUUAUGUAGUGAACCCAAUCCACCUUCGAGGAAGCUUUGAACCUUAACUUACACCGGAUAGAUGACGAAUGAUCACAUCAAAGUAAUUGCUCUUUAACAUGCUUCUCAUUCUACGGUUCUUUUUGUAAUUAAAAAAAAAGGAUUUCAAUGAGAUAUUGAGCGUGGUCCCUUGAUUCAUUUCCAGCUUUGACCAGAUAGUGGCAACGCUGCGUGCUGGGGCAGAAUAUGCUAGUCUGCCUGUGUAUGACUGUGUCCUCGUGGCUGGUAGCCAGUCUGCGGUUCUUGGUGCUGAGCGGAUAGGUAUGCCAUGUGUGGUCAUCCGAAACAGGUAUAUAUUCUUCACUAUUUGAAGACUUUACCCUCAUUUUGCUUCUUUUAGUAUCUUGCAUGCCGUCAUUGUUGUGGGAAAUCAAUUUCAUAUAAAGGCUUAUCGUGCAUGCUACAUAGAAUCUUCGUACUUUACUGAGGAAGAUUUUAUCAUAUCAGCUAUGGUGGAUUCCUUUCACUCAAAAGAAUGUAGAUGAAGGAUCAAAAUCCCCAUGAGGCAGCCUUUCCAGGCUUCUCUCUCUCUAACUCUCUCUCUCGAGCUGUGAAUUCCCUGUUUCUGUUGUCCGAGGGAGGGCCAAAUAGUAAAAGUUGACUCCUACAUGAAACCUAAAUGGGUCAACGUCACUUGGCUUUGACUUUUAAUGAUUCAAUACCUUGAAAACGUACUAGCACUCGGUCUGUGCCCCUCUAUUUCUGUUUUCUAUUUGACAAUGCUAAUUGGUCAACUCACAUAUGAUCAGGCGCAUGAAAAAAAUCUCUGGUUUUAUAGGUGGGCCUCCUCCAUUUAUUGCCAAUUGAUUGUAAGCUACUUGGUGCAACAUGACAUUACCCAUUCUCUCAAAGUUAGCUGCCUUUUUUAGCAAUACAGUGGCACUAUAACUACAAUUUUAAUGACAAUUCAUGACAGUAGAGUGAAUCCUUGGAUAAAUCAAAUCUAGCAAGGUCAAACUUUUCUUCAUUGUUCUUGUUUCAUUCUUACUUCCACCCCCACUCAGUGCACCCUAACACUCCCCACCCUCGAGAAAUAUGAUGGGCUUUUUUUCCCCCUAAAAUGUAAUGAAAAUUAAUCGCAGUAGAGCAAAUCUUGCGACCAAUGAAAUCUACAUAAUUCAGAAUUUUCGGUAUCAGCUUUUGCCAACAGUGGAAUCGGCUGUGGGAAACAUACCUCUAAACCCUUCACUCUUCCUCCUAGUCUACUUCAUGCAGCAUUACCAUUCCCCAUUUCCCCAAAGUAGUAAACUUUUUUGCUAGCAGGACCUGCAUCAGUAGCUGUCAUGUUACUAACAGUAGAGCAACUUUAGCUGUAAGUCAACUAUACCAAAGUUGAAAAUGUACAGAAUUAGCUAUUUUCUAAGUUGUUGUCUGUAACCAAUCUGCUAAACCUCAUUGUUCUUGGUCUUCUUCUCUUCUUCUCCUUCUUCUUCCAGUCUCACUUCCAGGGCAGAGUUCCGGUCAGCCAACGCCGUCAUGGAUGGGUUCGGUGGAGCUGACCUGACGAUCUCGAAGCUCCGUCGGAAGAGGUGGUCGUGA
Molecule: messenger RNA, 8068 nt
Organism: Spirodela intermedia
Lineage: Eukaryota; Viridiplantae; Streptophyta; Magnoliopsida; Alismatales; Araceae
Source: the annotation of a GenBank genome assembly